Molecule: messenger RNA, 1864 nt
Organism: Eleginops maclovinus (Patagonian blennie)
Lineage: Eukaryota; Metazoa; Chordata; Actinopteri; Perciformes; Eleginopidae
Product: protein phosphatase 1 regulatory subunit 3C-B-like
Biological process (GO): regulation of glycogen biosynthetic process
Cellular component (GO): protein phosphatase type 1 complex
Molecular function (GO): glycogen binding; protein phosphatase 1 binding
Source: RefSeq, a predicted model, not a curated record
CAAAAGGUUCAGCCCCAUUUGUAACUCCUUAGAUAAGCUCAGGAGCGAACAGAGACAGACCAGAUUCACAAUCACUCCUUCUUUCACUGAUCUGAAGAAACCAAAGGUGGCUUCCAGCCUAUGAUCUAGAAUUAUCCACAGCCAGUUGGCAACGACAAAAGACUACACAACAGAGUAACACAUUCAGUCUUCUCAAGAUGAAGUGUGCAAGAGUUCUCCACGCCUUUGGGACUCAUACCCAGCCCGCUGCCAUGCCAGCUGACCUUGCCGCAUGUCUGAGCCUUGGCCAGCGCCAAGAUAUUUAUAAGCUGCUGUCUAAGACUCCUCUGAAUCCCGCACAGCGCCCUUAUCAGUCAACUGACAGUCUGCAACGGACCAGCCUUCACUCACUACGCUCCUCUUCCCCCUUCCCAGCAUCCUCCUCGCAGACCUCCUCUCCUUUGUCCUCAGAGCCUCGGAGCUGCUUCCGUAAGGACAGUGGCAGCCUGAACAAGAAGCGCGUGGUCUUCGCGGACGCCUUUGGAUUGGCUCUCACUGCCGUGCGCCUGUUUAUCCCCGAGCCAUCUUCCCUUUCUUCAGAACUUCUGAUAAAGCCUACCGUGGCUAGAUUGCAAAGCCAACAGUUGCACUCAGUCAAUCUGCAGCGCCACAAGUUGCGCCUGGGUUUCGCUCAGCCAGCGUUUGACCUCAAAGCCUGCACACGAGGCUUGCGUGUGCAGUUGGAGAGCUGCAACGUCUCAGAGAACUCCUUGAGCGGCAAAGUGCUUGUCUCCAAUGUCAGCAUUAAAGAGGUUGUGCAUGUAAGGGUGACCUUUGACUCUUGGCGAAGCCACCAUGACAUCCCCUGCACGUUCCUGAAGCAGCAGCACUAUGGGGGUUCUGAUUUGAAUGUUUUUGCCUUUGACAUAAGCUUGCCAAAGAAAGUUGAUCCAAAGGAGAGGGCUGAGUUUUUUGUGUACUUCAAGGAUGGACCUAGCGCCACGCUACACUGGGAUAAUAACCAGGGACAGAACUACAGAGUGUGUGUAGAAACGGAUGGAUCCAAAGUUCACCAAGAGGAUGGUUUCCGUGGUUACCCCACACUUCCACAAUAUCGGCCUUUGCACAUGUCCCUCACUGUCCAGAACGUUACUGAUCCACAGAGGACGACCCUCGACAUCCAGAACUCUUUAGACCAACAGUAUCUUCAGAGGGGUUUAUCAAGCAGAGUCAGAGAGUGGAGGGUUAUGUGUUCGGCUAAGCAGUGAAUCAACCCACCCUCUCAACUGAACUAUGAGAACAUUCAAAUAAUGUCAAUCUUUUAAUAUUUAUUUAAAGUUACGUUUUUUAAGGAUGCAUGGGGUAUCUAAAAUCUCCAGUUUUUGUUUGUCUGAAGCCAACCAUGUGAUCAGAAACUACUUGAAUCGACCACAACCUCUAAACACCACAGAACCUGAUGAAAACUCAUAGUGUGUUGAAGUUAAGUGUUACCACCAAGGAAGCAAUUUAGGUUUAGUCAACAAAAUUACUUUCUUAGGUUUGGAAGACAAAGGAUCAUAAUGUUAAAAUAAGCAUGUAUGUUCUAUAAAUUACAUAUGAAAUGUAUGUUUCUGAUUGAAAGUGUUUGAGUCAUCCUACCCAACUUUCUCCAUUUUGUACCUGGACAUGUUUUGUGUUCACCAUGAAAGAUGAUCCGACUGUAAAUGUCUUUCCAUUCGCAUUUUCUGUAACCGUGGCACAUGUGUUGAAAUUACGUGCCGGCACCAAUGAGCUGUGUCAAGAGGUUGUGGUAAUUUCUGUGGGAUCAGAUUGGCUCAAUUACCCUGUUGAAAUGUGAAUUAUACAAUGCAACAUUGUUCUGAAUAAAUCUAUUUUUGUAAAGAAA